This is a messenger RNA of Carassius carassius (crucian carp), 2202 nucleotides long. RefSeq names its product transmembrane serine protease 13a (gene tmprss13a). The transcript is spliced from 13 exons. Gene Ontology annotation, molecular function: protein binding; serine-type endopeptidase activity. NCBI's taxonomy places the organism in Eukaryota, Metazoa, Chordata, Actinopteri, Cypriniformes, Cyprinidae. The record is from RefSeq and is a predicted model, not a curated record. Gene Ontology annotation, cellular component: membrane. Gene Ontology annotation, biological process: proteolysis. Bases 120 to 1661 code for a protein of 513 amino acids.
GCAGGUCAGAAAUAGAAAAGAGGGUCUCAUUUUUUCUUUAGGAUUGUAGAGACAGGUUAAAAUCCCGCCCCCCCCCCCUAAUACACAGACACUUUGGAUCUAACCAUAGUCCUCCUUUAAUGGCAGACAAUGACAAGAAGGACCCUCCUCCACCAUACUACACUGUGGCAGCAGAACCACAGACACCUCCUAUAACCUAUGAGGAGGUAAUUCUUCAGGACAAAUAUGGGUACACACAGAAACCUGUGCCAUGCUAUGUUCCAAAGGAUCCAGCACCAGUACAGGUAGACGCCGUCAUCAUCACCACACAGCAAGUUGUUGUUCCUACAAAAAGGCAGAAGUCUUGUGGACGGAGUGCCAAGUGUUUGGGUGGAUGGGUUGGUGUGCUGCUGGGAUUGGCUCUCAUUGCACUGGCCAUCUGGCUUGGAGUGCGUUAUAGAUCCAAUUCGGAUUCUGGAAAUUAUGAGAAUGGCUGCAGGGGAGAAGAUUGCAAAGAACAGGAAACUGACUGCAAAGGAAAAGACUGCGGGGGACAAGAUCACCACAAGAUACAAGAUGAAAUGAGUAUACCUGACACCUGCUCCAACUCCUCCAAGCAGUGUGAUGCCAUCCAAAACUGCCAACAGGGUACCGAUGAGACAAACUGUGUACGAUUUGGUGAAGGUGGAGUGUUGCAGGUGAGAACUGCUCAGGAUGGUCGAUUCCUUCCAGUGUGUUAUCAGGGAAUGGAUCAGAGUUAUGCUGACCAGAUCUGUGAACAGCUGGGCUUUAGAAGGUCUUAUGCAUCAAAUCCAGUGGAUAGCACGACGUCUGUAGCCCUUACUGUAGGACCGAGAUCAGCCAAACUAAUACAGGGUCUGGUCAAUGUAAGUUUGGGCUGCCAGGAUGAAAAAGCAGUCUCACUUAAAUGCACAGACUGUGGCAAGCAGCAAAGUGCCUCCAGGAUCAUAGGGGGCAGCACCUCUCAGAGUGGCCAGUGGCCUUGGCAGGUUAGCCUGCAUUACACUGGAAGCCAUGUUUGUGGUGGAUCACUGGUCUCUCCAGACUUUGUUGUGUCAGCUGCCCAUUGCUUCCAAGGCUCAAUGAGGAAUUCUGGAAAUUGGCGUGUCUAUGCUGGGUCUAUUUCCCAGAGUGCCCUUCAGACAUCCUACCUUGUGAAGAAGAUCAUAGUGAAUGAGAACUACAACAGUAACACCAAUGAUUAUGAUGUUGCCUUGUUGAAACUCAGUAGUCCUGUUACCUUCUCCAGCACUGUGCAGCCAGUUUGCUUUCCCACAUUUGACCAAACCUUUUCUGAUGGAUCAGAGUGCUGGACAUCUGGCUUUGGGACAACGCAAGAGGGAGCAGCCUCUGGCUCUACAAGCCUCAUGGGAGUGUCAGUGAAUAUCAUCAACACGCUUCUGUGUAACAGCAGUCAGGUGUACCGUGGGGCCAUCACCAAGAAUAUGAUAUGUGCUGGUGACAUGAACGGGGGCCGGGACUCCUGUCAGGGGGAUAGUGGAGGUCCGCUGGUGUGCAAGGGUGAUAAUACCCGCUGGUAUCUGGCUGGAAUUACGAGCUGGGGAGCUGGUUGUGGAGAAAGACAAAAACCAGGAGUAUAUAGCAGAGUGACAAGUCUUCUGCCCUGGAUCUACAGCGAGAUGCAGCAAGAGAAGCCCUGAUGUCUCUUUUCUAUAUGAUGUGUCCAUUCCUGAGGACAACAGUGGAUACAGCGAAAACGAUGAAGGAUUGAGCAAUGCACUUUGACAUGGGACAAUGUUGCAAUAUAUGUAGCCACAAUUGGACAAAACAGACUUUAUUAAUCACACAUUCUCAAGUAAGAAAACAAUAAAACAACUCAACUAUGGAAAGCAGAGCUGCAGGCAUCGAGGACCCUGUGAUCCCCUUCUGUUGCUUUGCUUUCCUCUUUCUUUUCUUUGCAUUUUUACUGGAAGUUCAGGGCACAGCUGCUGAAACGGAGUCUUUGUUGCCUCUUUGUAUCGUUAUCCUUGGUACUUGGUAUCCUUGCACUGAUUCUACAAAAUAAUAUAGGGAGUAUUCUGAAAAGAUGUAUUUAAUAACCAAAGGGAUGUUCAUUUUGUUUGAAAAUCAGCGUCUAUGAACUACGAUAAAAUGUGGUAGUAUUGUUUUAGCCUAUGUGAAGGGUCCGUCCUCUUCUAUUUAUGAUUCAUACUGUUUCUUUAUAAAUCAUGCCAAAAUGGA